Molecule: messenger RNA, 927 nt
Organism: Arthroderma uncinatum
Lineage: Eukaryota; Fungi; Ascomycota; Eurotiomycetes; Onygenales; Arthrodermataceae
Exons: 8
Coding region: 1-927 (308 amino acids)
Source: RefSeq, a predicted model, not a curated record
AUGCCUUCUGUCAAAAUGUUUCUCGCGUUUGCUGUGCUCGCUCUCACCUAUACAGGCUCCCUUGCCCAGACUGUAGCAGGAACUUGCGACCAGGACGAUGGCAAAUAUUUCACGGACACAAAGAGCCAAACGUACAAAAUUAAAGGUACUCUAGCAGCCCCCGGAACCCACCACGCAUACCGUGAGGUUGCGGGCACCCCGCCAUCACCAUCUGGAUCAUCUUCACCCCCUCCCCCAUCAGGGUCUUCUGGCUCGACACCACCAGCAGAAACCUCUGCUCCAGCAACCUCCCCACCGCCAUCUUCUCCUCCACCUUUUACCCCACCACCUGCUCAAGAAAGCCUUGAGAUUGUCAGCAACCCCAAAUGUGGGACUGAUGCUGGAAAAGGAUGGGUAGCCGAUGAUGGUGAGAAUGACUUCCAAAACGGCUGCCUCUCAAUUCAAUACAUGAACAACCCACCGGCACCAGGCUAUACCGCCAACGAAUGUAUUCUAUCCGACGGCGAAGGCCCAGGAACUACCACCUGCGAACAUUGGUUUGCAUACACCGUCCCUCCACCCGCACAACCAGAAACGGACCCAUUCCCAUACACCCUCUGCGAGACGGUCUGCCCCUUCAGCGACGGUAUGAUCUAUGAGAGCGACCAUGGCGAACGUUUCAAAAUGAGUUGCAGCAAGAGACACGGAAUGAAGGUCCUCUGGACCCAGCCAGCCGAAACCUUCGAUGACUGUAUGGAUAUGUGCGCAAAGAUUGUGCCAUGCCAUAGUGUAGACUACCAAGCUAGGACCAAGAAGUGUUAUCUAGGCGGGAAUAAUGGUCAGCCGAGCAUCGCAGCGGCCAGUUUUGCCAGUGCGACCUCUAUCGGAUCAGGAGUGGAUAAGAAGGAUGAAUGGAAUGGGGAUGGAUCACUGACUGGAAGAGCUUGA